GGAGCAGUAAGCUGUAACACCUCUGUGGCCUUAUAUUUAUCAGCAAUUUUAGUUGCCAACCCUUAUCCUUGUCUGGUCAUGUUGGUUUUGAUAGUUUACCAGAUCAAUUGGUUAAUAAAUCUAUCCAUCAGGGAUUCAGCUUCAAUAUUCUCUGUAUUGCCAAAUGUAAGACUUAAAGCAGAAGCAUAUGAACUUCAGGAAAGCAACGUUCGGUUGAAACUGACUAUAGUAGAGACUGUUGGAUUUGGUGAUCAGAUAAACAAAGAUGAUAGCUAUCAGCCAAUCGUGGAUUACAUAGAUGCACAGUUUGAAGCCUACCUCCAGGAAGAGCUGAAAAUUAAACGCUCCUUAUAUAAUUACGAUGACACUCGCAUCCAUGUGUGCCUGUACUUUAUUUCACCCACAGGGCAUUCCCUUAAAACACUUGAUUUAUUAACCAUGAAAAAUCUUGAUCGCAAGGUGAACAUUAUUCCCCUUAUAGCCAAAGCAGAUACUAUUUCUAAAACUGAACUACAGCAAUUUAAGGUCAAUAUAAUGAAUGAACUGGUCAAUAACAGACUCCAGAUAUACCAGUUUCCAACAGAUGAUGAGAGCAUUGCUAAGAUUAAUGCUAACAUGAAUGGACACUUGCCAUUUGCUGUAGUGGGGAGUAUGGAAGAGGUAAAAGUUGGAGACAAAACAGUAAAAGCUCGCCAGUAUCCUUGGGGCAUUGUGGAAGUGGACAAUGAGAACCAUUGUGAUUUUGUGAAGCUCCGGGAAAUGCUGAUUUGUACAAAUAUGGAAGACUUGAGAGAACAGACUCGUAUGUGUCACUACGAACUGUACCGACGGUGCAAAUUGGAAGAGAUGGGCUUCCGAGAUACUGAUCCAGAAAACAAACCUGGCAGUCUACAGGAGACUUAUGAAGCUAAGCGGCUUGAAUUUCUUAAUGAAUUACAGCGGAAAGAAGAAGAAAUGAGGCAAAGGUUUGUUCAGAGGGUCAAAGAGAAAGAAGCACAGCUGAAAGAAGCUGAGCGAGAACUACAACUGGAGUUUGAACAGUUAAAACGGCUUGAUCAAGAAGAGAGAAUGAAACUGGAAGAGAAAAGAAAACUUCUGGAAGAUGAAAUUAUUGCAUUCAAUAAAAGAAAGGCUGCUUCAGAUGUACUCCAAGAGAGGCCACUGCCCCCUACGCCCACUGUUGGUUUUAAAAAAGAUAAGGAUCGGAAAAAGGAACAAGGUUUUCGCCUUGAGCUCCUGUGCUUUGAUGUCAGAGAUCAGGAAGUUGUGAAUAUACAGGAAGAGAGAGAGAGAGAGAGAUUAGAAAGGGAAAGAAUCCUUCGCAGGGAACACCACGAAUAGUGUUUAGAAGUGGUUUACAAAUGUUCUAUGCUUGCGCUCUGCCUUUAUGUGAAAUUGAAGAUACAAGAAGAAAUGGUUCACAGUUGUCUAGGAGGAAGCUUGGACCCCGCCCCGCCUUUUUAAUGCAAACUAACUCAAAAACUGACCACUGUUUAAAAAGUAUAUUAAAAUGCAUAAUGUAUACUGUACUGUAGGUGGUUGUUGCUGCAUUAAAAUACAUAUAUAAUGACAUAUCUUUUAAACACCUAUUGGUAUGUUCUUAAAAACUACGUACCCAUGGCCGAGUUAUACUCACUUCGAGUGCUGUACCAAAGAAAAUUGUCCCAUCGAACAAUUUUCAUUCAUGUUAUGAAUACUCCAGUGUAGAAAUUAAUAUAUAUUGUAAUUGUUUUAAAUAAUUGUUGCCUCUUUAAUGUGUCAACUAUACACCAUUUAAUGUUCCCUUUGAAGCAUAUAUU
Molecule: messenger RNA, 1799 nt
Organism: Rhineura floridana
Lineage: Eukaryota; Metazoa; Chordata; Lepidosauria; Squamata; Rhineuridae
Product: septin-10-like
Exons: 11
Coding region: 79-1341 (420 amino acids)
Biological process (GO): cytoskeleton-dependent cytokinesis
Cellular component (GO): microtubule cytoskeleton; cell division site; septin complex
Molecular function (GO): molecular adaptor activity; GTP binding; GTPase activity
Source: RefSeq, a predicted model, not a curated record